Messenger RNA from Owenia fusiformis, 994 nucleotides. Lineage: Eukaryota; Metazoa; Annelida; Polychaeta; Sabellida; Oweniidae. The record is from the annotation of a GenBank genome assembly.
AGGAAAUAAAAACAUAUUCUAACAACUCAAACAUUGAUUUGGAUUUUGAAAAAUUACGCCUGAGCAAUGCAGAUUAUUUCACGUCAUGCCCAAAACUACUUGCAACAUUGCUUUUAAGCAUAUCUGGUGUUCCAAUGGACUAUACGUUUAAAUCAAGCAAUGUCCCUGAUCCAGACCAAGAUAGAAACAUGGCGUACAAAAUGUGCAAAACUGUGGAGUCCAUCCUAAACCUUACCUAUUUGAACAGUGUUCUCCCAAUCCAUUUUAGAGAGUCGGUACUUUUAUACAGUUUAACGGGCAGCAAAAUUGCACUUACCGUUCUUAACAGAACAGGCCCAUACGCCUCCUAUGAUAGAGUAAGAAAAUGGCUCACAAAUCUUGGGCAAAAUACAAUAGAGAUAGUGGACCAACAAACCCAAGGGAAUGAUACUAGUAUACUAAUGGCAUUCGAUAAUAACCAGGUACUUAAAAAGACCUGGUCAAUUAGCACAAAGAAAAAAUUCAACGCUAGUGUAGUGACCAUGAUUGUUUCCUUCACGAUUGAAAAUGAACCCCUACAAAAUAAACCAAUGUUUUCACCAAAUCAAUGGAAAAACAAGCCGUUGACUGAUGAUAAGAUUCAAGAAAUAAAAAAUCCAGACGAAAAUCCAGCCUUUGCUUCAAUACAAAACAAAUCAAUAAAAGGCUUCGUAGAGAAACGAUUAAAAAAAAUCAUCAGUGAACAAAAAAUUCGAAACGGCAAAAUGACAGAUUUAAUAGAUGAUACCAUAGUUGAAAAUAAGUACAAUAAAAUAUUUCACGAUCCAUGCAACAAAUGUGGUUUGGAGGCUAUCCCAAAGUCAAAACGUGUAUGUCCACAAUGUAAACAAAAAAUUACACGUCAAAAUGACUUUAACAACGCAAAGGAUAAAAGUGAUAAAGGCGCUUGUGAAACAAAAAAUAACCACACACCAAAAAGAACCAGAGAGAACGAUUCAAUGAAAUGUGAAAAAAG